GAUUUAGUUUGAAUUCAAACAUUGAAACGGAAAUUAGAAACGCGAAUCGCCAAAACCAGCAAAUCCUAAGCUGACCAUCUUACCUGUAACAUAAAUCUACUCUGGAAAGGAAAUACCUGUAUUGAGAGAGUGUGUGUGUGUGUGCGUGUGUGUGAAGAAUCACUCUUUCGUCGAAAAAACCAAAAAAAAAAAAAAAUGUUUAAAAUUCAUUUCAAUUUUGUUUUGUCUGUCCUGGUCAUGUUGUGGCUGGGCACUCAUGCCAUUUCCGCCACGUCUAUAGCCAAAAGAUCUAUUCCUCUAACAAAUCCAAAAGCUACUGAGGGUGAGGUGCAGUUACGAGAUGUUGUAACGAUAAAGGAUAUUCGCGCCUUCGUAGCCGAACAUCCUAAUUUGCAUUUGACCCGCCUAAUGAAAAAGGAGCGCCAAAGUACUUUGCAAACUGUGAAGUACACUUUGGGCGGUCGUGUAUCAGGCGAUCGUCUGGUGGCUCAAUAUGGUGAUACCACCUUCUAUCCGGUUAAAAAAGAUGUUACCACACAAGUGACCUAUCCUGCAACUGGCACCGGCAGUGUGGUCACUGCCGUCGAAAUCCAUUGUUUGCAAGAUGAAAACAAUGGCAAUGCUUAUGUGGUGGCCGGAGGAUUGGGUCAGCGUUUCAUUUCCAUAGUGCUGGAGGCAGUGCAAACAGAACGUUUCACUUACAACAUCCAUGUUUAUGGCACUGACUAAGCUUGAGAGGAGAUGAGCAGCAAAACAAAAAGGAGAAGGAAGAGUCAAAGGAGUAUGCAAAACUUGAAAUAGCAACAAAUAGGAAAAAAAUAUUUUUUGAAAGAGAUAAA
Messenger RNA from Stomoxys calcitrans (stable fly), 839 nucleotides. RefSeq lists its product as uncharacterized. The transcript has 2 exons. The record is from RefSeq and is a predicted model, not a curated record. Bases 196 to 729 code for a protein of 177 amino acids. NCBI's taxonomy places the organism in Eukaryota, Metazoa, Arthropoda, Insecta, Diptera, Muscidae.